AUGGCUGUAACAGAGAUGAAAAACACUGAAGCAGAUGUGGGGAAACUGGAUAGCAACGGAGCCAACCAAGGAUUGUUUGCACUAACAGACGAGGAUUGCUGGUGUCAGUGCUCUGUGAGAAAGGAGAAGAUGUGGCUGGAGACGGGGGCCAUGAGGAGGGAGACCCUCCGACUUCCACGCUCCUUUCGACCACGAGCAUUUACCACCCGGGGCCAAACCACACUGGCGGCUCUAACACGGCCUCAAACGCUUCACGCCAGGGGUGCCGCUACAGCCCCGACGCAAAUUCCCCCACAGCGCCCCGGGGGCGGCGCCGCCAUUACGGGGGCCCCGCCCCUGAGCAGGCCGGGGCGCGUGCGCCCUGCGCGUGGCGCCUGCGCGCGGGCGGUGCGGCGGAGGCGCGGGAGGGGCGCGCUCGCUCGCUCAGGGACCGGCCGGGCCGGGCCGGGCACCGCCGCCCUGCAGGGCAGCCCCGCCGCCGCCGCUCCCGCCUCCUCCGCCUCUUCCUCCUCCUCCUCCUCGUCGCCGCCGCAGCAGCAGCAGCUGACGCUGCUCGUGAUGCAGCCCGGCGGCGGCGAGGAGGCGGCGGCCGGGGCGGCGGGGGUGGUGCUGCAGCCGAGCGCCGACCCGCAGCUGCCGCCGUCCGCUAGCGGCGGCCUCAUGGUGUUCUACGAGCUGGGGCCCCCCGGCGAGAUCGAGGUGGGCGAGGAGGAGGUGGAGGCGGCGGGCGGCGAGAGCACGGCCAGCCUGGAGGAGCUGGAGGAGGAGGAGGCGGCGGCGCCGGGGGCUGCGGGCGGCGAGGCGGCGGCGGGCGGCGAGUGCAAGAGCUGCACGUACGAGGGCUGCAGCGAGACCACCACGCAGGUGGUGAAGCAGCGCAAGCCCUGGAUGUGCAAGCGGCACCGCAACAAGAUCUACAAGGACAAGUACAAGCGCAAGAAGAGCGACCAGGCCCUGGGGGGCGGCGGGGCGGCGGCCGCGGGGGGCGGCCCGCGGGCCGAGGAUAGUGCUGAAGGUUCAGUGUCUGUCACAAAGCAGAGAACAGGAUCCAUUGGAGAUCGCCCAGCAAGACCUACUCUUUUAGAACAAGUAUUGAAUAAGAAGAGGCUGUCCCUACUCAGAAGCCCAGAAGUAGUGCAGUUUCUACAGAAACAACAGCAACUGUUAAGUCAACAAGCUUUGGAACAAAGGCAGCAACAGUUUCAAGGUGCACCUGGGUAAUGAGGAAAGAUCAAUGAUCUGCAGAUGAGUCUGGUGCUGAAGGAGGGACAGGAUCUGUAUUUUGUAUAAAUACAAAGAAUCUCAGUGUUUAAACAAAAAUGGAA
This is a messenger RNA of Melospiza georgiana, 1325 nucleotides long. RefSeq names its product regulatory factor X associated protein (gene RFXAP). The record is from RefSeq and is a predicted model, not a curated record. NCBI's taxonomy places the organism in Eukaryota, Metazoa, Chordata, Aves, Passeriformes, Passerellidae. The transcript has 5 exons. The coding region runs from base 1 to 1221 and encodes 406 amino acids. Gene Ontology annotation, cellular component: nucleus. Gene Ontology annotation, biological process: regulation of transcription by RNA polymerase II.